Messenger RNA from Malassezia restricta, 813 nucleotides. RefSeq lists its product as uncharacterized. The transcript has a single exon. Bases 1 to 813 code for a protein of 270 amino acids. The record is from RefSeq and is a predicted model, not a curated record. Lineage: Eukaryota; Fungi; Basidiomycota; Malasseziomycetes; Malasseziales; Malasseziaceae.
AUGCCACGACAGGAGGAGGGGCCGGAGAGCGCGCGUUAUUCGUGGAAAGACCUUGCUACAUCGCAAGCGUUUACGGAUGCAUUGCGUCGUGAUGUACAUAUUCUCGUCGACGCCUUUGCACUGACAUGGAUAUGGCUUGAUACCCAACCUCAACCUGAUACGCCGUCGUCGUCGUUCCUGCGCUGGGAGUAUGGUCCCUUUACGGUAUUUGAGCGCGUGUGGAUUCGGAAUCACUGGCACCAUGCGAGUAGUACCCUCGGCACAUACAAGGCGAUUCGCCGUGAUUUUAGUGAUAUGGUGAUACGCGCCUUUCUUGACGAGUUGGCGCCUGUGAGUGCGCCACAAGACACGACGUCGUUGCGCUUGCUACAUGCCGUGGGCGCGGCAUUUGGUUUGGCUUGCUGGUGGUAUGCACAGCCGCCAGGUACGUACGAGGCUUUGCCAUUGGACACAGAGGCCUAUCGCGCCCUCAUCGAGUUGCCUGAGCGCGCGCGAACGGUAUUGGACGGCGAGGCCCAUGGGCAUCGCAUUCCCCCCUCGUCGGAUAUGGCUUACGUGGUGCAGCAGCUCUUGUCUGGUCCAUAUCAUGUGUACGUCGUGCCCCUUACCUCGCCUCGUCUCUGUGCCUCGACGACCCUGCAUGCCAAGGCACAUGCAUGGCCCGAGGCCACGGGCGCCAUGGACGCGCUGGGCAUCCCGGGCGCUACGUCGCAGGCAGGUGCAAGUGCCAACACAGCCCAGGCCUUAGAGAACUUGUCCCUGGCCCAGACGAACUAUGCGGCACGACAUGUGGACGUAUCGUGGCAAGACUGA